AUGGGCAUCAAAGGAAUCUACAAAGAAAUCGGCCCCGGGCAGCGCAUCUCCCUCACCGCCCUCGCCACUUCCCACCUCGAAUCCACCGGCCGUCCCCUCCGUCUCGCAAUCGACAUUUCCAUCUGGCAAUUCCAAAUCCUCGCCGCACGCGGCGGCUCCAACCCAGCCGUGCGCACGCUCUUCUACCGGCUCGUCCGCUUACUCGGGCACACAAUCCAGCCCCUCUUCGUCUUCGAUGGCCCGAACAAGCCCGCCUUCAAGCGCAACAAGCGCUCUUACAGCUACGGCAACUCCCACGGCGUGGCGGACGCCAUGGCCAAGCGGAUGAUUCGGCUGUUUGGGUUUCAGUGCCAUGAUGCGCCUGGUGAAGCCGAGGCGGAGUGCGCGUUACUGCAGAGGGAGGGCGUGGUGGAUGCUGUGCUGAGUGAGGAUGUGGAUACUAUUAUGUUUGGGUGUCGAAGGACGUUGAGGAAUUGGAGCGCUGAGGGGACGAGGAGUUCAAAAACGCCGACGCAUGUGAGUGUGUAUGAUGUUGAUGAGCGAGAAGGUGGAGGAGGGAUAAAUGGGUUGGAUAGAGAAGGGAUGGUGUUGGUUGCGUUGAUGAGCGGGGGCGAUUACUUGCCUGAGGGCGUACCGGGGUGUGGUGUCAAGGUCGCGUGUGAGGCGGCGAGGGCGGGCUUCGGCAAAGAGCUUUGCGGCAUUAGGAGGGCUGACACGGCUGCGCUGGAGAGGUGGAAGGAACGGUUGUCGAGGGAGCUGAGGACGAAUGAGAGUGGGUUCUUCAGGACCAGGCAUAAGGCUUUGGAGAUACCCGAGGGGUUUCCGAGCUUGGAGGUGUUGAGGUAUUAUACCCAUCCCGUGGUGUCGAAGGCUGAGACGGUGCAGAGGUUGAGGAGGCAGUUUCCGGGGAAACAGGAGGUGGAUGUGGAGGGGUUGAGGGUGCUUGUGAGGGAGACGUUUGACUGGGAGUAUCGGACGGGAGCUGUCAAGUUUAUUCGAGUGCUGGCGCCGAGUUUGCUUGUGCAGUUUUUGUUGCAGAGGUCUGAAGACGACGAUGAUACUGAUGAUGUCGAUCGUAAGGAGAAAGAGGAGGCGGUGCUUGUCAAGGGGAUCAAAAGCCGGAGAGCGCAUUUUAGUACUGAUGCGACCCCCGAGUUGAGGAUAUCCUAUGUUCCGAUUGAGAUUGUUCCGGUGGAUCUGGACGCCGAGCCAGAGGAGGAGAAUGAGGGUUUCGGUCGGGGUGGGCUGGCUCUCAACAGCGACGAUGAGUUCGAUGCCGAGGAUGAACCGCCAAGUAGCACACAAGGUGGAAGCAGCGCAAAGCCGUUUGACCCUUUGAAGCCGGAUCUUGCCUGGAUCCCGGAAACAGUUGCUAAACUGGGUAUUCCUCUGACAGUGGAGAUCUGGGAGGAGAGGCAACGGGCAAAGGAGUUGAAGGCUGCGAACAAAGGGACAAGAAAAGCACGAACGACGAAACAAACGGGAGGAAUGCCGGCGGGAGCACUGGACAAGUACGUCAAAGUUGCGAAGGGACCGGCCAUUGCUGAAACCGCCAAGUUGACGGACGAUUGGUUAUCAUUGGAUUUAUCACCUCCCAGGUCAUCAUACGUUCCUUUGGCAAGUCAGCAACCUUCUCAGCUUCCGCCAGAGCGUUUCGAUACAACAACAAUUACCUCCCGAACGACGACCACAGCAAGCAAAGGUAUUACUACAAAGGCAUCUUCCUCCCGGACUACUAGCAAAAAGACAGCAGCUUCAUUGCGACGACCAGCAGGCAAUCCUUGGUCAUUUGCCGGCUCACAAGCAAGCACCAGGAUCACGAAGAAUAUCACGUCUUCUCAGCCAGCGGGCAAAUCAAGUCUUUUCGACCAAGAACCUAUCCUAAUUUCGUCCAGUCCAACUGUUACCGGAAAGAGGUUACCAAAUUCACCACUGGAGAGCAAUAGAACAACCUCACCAGAUCCAUUUGCCAGUAGUCCGCCGCCGCCGAGUGUUCGGUGGAAGGAAAGGCUACCAGCAACAAGAACAACGUCAGAUCCCACGCGGUACCCUUCUCAACGGUCCAUUCGUGAUGAGGAACCAUCAAGGUUGCGAUCUCAAUCAGCGUUGGCAAGUUCACAGAGGAAGGCACCAGCGUUUGGCAAAGACAAGACACCGACCAAGCAAAAGUCAAUCUUGGAUUUUGGAUAUCCUUCCACCAGGGAGCAAGCUGGGUCGAGAGUAUUUGGCAGGACACAGAGCGCGGUCUUGCCUUCAACUACGAGUAGGACGUUCGACCCGCUAUCGGAUGACGACGAUGAGUUUGAGAGGACGAUGCUUGCAUCACUGAAGAGUAGUAGGUCAAAGGCUUUUGAUCCGAUACCAUCUUUCCGGACAGGCACUUCCUCGUCAUCCUCGCUGUUUCUCCGGAAGGAACAGACGAACAGCCACCUGGAUGGGACCGACGAAGAUGACGAACUCGAGAGAGCGAUUCAGGCGUCGGUAAAGGAUAUCCGACCAACGAGUUCAGCACCUGUUGCUUCCUCUCGAACCAAAGCCCGCUCUCCCUUGUUUCAGAGAGGAAAGGUUGGCCUUGGGGCUCUCGAUGAGGAAGACGAUUCGGAUAACGACGAUUCCAAGAAGGGAGCUUGCGCGAGAGAAGAGAUCUUCGCCGGCUCUAAGAUCAUCACUAGCACCGACGCCAAGAACAUUCCAACGAGCAGAGAGCACUAG
Messenger RNA from Sordaria macrospora k-hell, 2712 nucleotides. NCBI's taxonomy places the organism in Eukaryota, Fungi, Ascomycota, Sordariomycetes, Sordariales, Sordariaceae. The record is from RefSeq and is a predicted model, not a curated record.